AUGUACGACGACAUGGACGCUUUCUUGGAUAUGGAGGCGCCUUACGUCUAUGACGAGACAGAGCAGUACUUGGACACGACCAGCUCAUCUGAGUCUACAAGUCCCAUCAUAUCAACUUUUGACAUGACAUUUGUGAACGACUUCAAUGGCACCGACCACAACAUUUAUCCUAGCCCAAUGAGCUCCUCUCGCGAUACAGCGUCACCUCAGCCCAUCAUGGACGACAAACCUGGCACAACCAAAGGCCCGGCUAAGAGAAAGCGUGAAAAUCGCUACAAAAAUGCGCCCCCGUCGGUGCUCUCACGACGCCGAGCACAAAAUAGAGCCUCACAAAGAGCAUACCGCGAGCGCAAGGACCAGCGCAUAAAGGACCUCGAGGUCAUGCUCUCCGAUCAGAAGCAGAAGAACGACUCCCUCGGCCAGGCCUAUUCUGCCCUUCAUGCCGAGUUUCUCAAGCUCCGGGGAGCGCAGGCGAGGGCGCAACAAAAACAACAUAUGCCGCAACACCCUGCGGCGCCGGCAAUGGCUUACGACACAAUGACCGCCGCCCACAUGGGCAUGUCGUCACACCCCGGUGCGAUGGAAUUCGCGGACAACUUGUUCAUGUUUCAGGAUAUGCAGACUUACACCCUCUGA
Colletotrichum orchidophilum is the source of this 636-nucleotide messenger RNA. RefSeq names its product bZIP transcription factor. Gene Ontology annotation, cellular component: RNA polymerase II transcription regulator complex. NCBI's taxonomy places the organism in Eukaryota, Fungi, Ascomycota, Sordariomycetes, Glomerellales, Glomerellaceae. The transcript is spliced from 3 exons. The coding region runs from base 1 to 636 and encodes 211 amino acids. Gene Ontology annotation, molecular function: transcription cis-regulatory region binding; DNA-binding transcription activator activity, RNA polymerase II-specific. The record is from RefSeq and is a predicted model, not a curated record.